Molecule: messenger RNA, 4815 nt
Organism: Leptopilina boulardi
Lineage: Eukaryota; Metazoa; Arthropoda; Insecta; Hymenoptera; Figitidae
Exons: 7
Coding region: 407-2722 (771 amino acids)
Source: RefSeq, a predicted model, not a curated record
AUAUAUGUAGAAUUCAAUUUUUAAUGUUUUCGAUUAAAACAAAAAAUAUUAUAUAUUUUCUUGAAAAAAAUCAUUCUAUUUAAAAAAAAAAAAUUGUACAAUAAGGCAACGACCCAAUGUGGCAGCGGAAGGUUAAUAAUAAUGAUUUUAAUUGAAAUUAUCAAAUUGACAACUACAAUACUAGGCACGAACGCGGCUUAUUCGCAUUUGCGCAGGUGAAUAGUCAGGAGUUUCUUAUUAACAUCUCGAAAGCCAGUCACGCUAACGUUUGAGUUUAGGUCGGGUCGUGUAAAUUCGAUGGAACAGUCAGGGUUAGUAUUUCUUUGUGGUCAAGAGAAUUGAUACACAUUUUCCAUUCAGUUGGAUUAAGUAUAAACAUCGUCGAUCGAAGAAUACCAAGGAUGCGAUGGGUGAGGGUGAGAGGGACCGUCUCAGCAAAAGGCAAAAGUCUUCCUAUGGAAUUGACAAAUCAUCCUCGGAUACAGAGUUAGCGCGUGGAAAAAAUAAAAAUCGCCGACAAAAAAGCAAGGAAAAAUGGCCCUUCGUCGAAGGUAUUUCGGUCGAUGAACUUGCUCGAUUUCGAAGGAAAAAAAUUAAGGAUCAACCAAAAGACACAUUAGGAUUGAGUCCAACGGAGGAAUUAUCACCAAAUAUUGUUACGGAAUAUCGACGAGCUUUUUGUGCCGAUCCUGAUGACACAUUCGACUCAAACAAGAGCACUUUGAGGACUAAAAGAUCUGAAAACAAUUUGCAACCGGAUGAAUUACGAAAUACUCAGGAACCUAUAGAGAACCAAAGUCAGUUAGAAAGCAAUUCAAAUAACCCAGAACAACUGCCAAGCAAUUUAUCUUUAACUGAUGGCCAAGGAAUUAUGGAGACUGAAGUAGAUACCUCAAAAUUAAAUGCAAAUCUUAUAAAAAGUUCCCUGAAAAAAACGCGUGAAGAAAAUUUUUACACAAACACUGAAAAUUCAUUAUUCAUACCGCACGAAGGUUUUCACAGACCAGAAUUAAUGAGAAGACCAACAUCAUUGAAAAUGGAAGGUGAUAUGGAAACAAUGACGGAAAAAUGUGAAAAAUUCAUUGAAUGGCUUAAUGUCAGUCGACCUGAACUUAUUAGAUUGCCAACACAUUUAAAACUUGAGGGAGAUCUUGAAACAACGACUGAAUGUCAUGAUAGUUAUAUUCCAUUUGUUGGCGUUAAACGGCCGGAAUUAUUGAAACAAACUUCACAUUUGAAAUUAGAGGGAGAAGCUAGAUUUCUUCCUGAAUAUUCUGCAGUGUUUAAGGAAUAUGAUUUUGCGGGGAGACCAAGUUUAAAAAAACCAGAAUCAAAUCUAAGAGCAGGUGGUGAUUUUUAUCAAUCAACUGAAGCUAAUCAACAAUUUAUGAGUCCCCGUUCAAAAGAUGUUCAAUUGAUGGCAGAAUUGGUAAAAGAUUUAGAAGACAAGGAAAAUAAAAUGAGAGACAGUGAAAAAGACGAGGAGAAAAUACACAAAAAAGAAGAAAUGAAAAUGUUAGUGUCAAAAUUGGAAGAUCUUAAGGGACCACCUCUAGAAAUUCCUGAAUAUAAAGCUGCGUACAAGGACUUCCCAAGAGAGAGACCAAAAUUAUUAAAGCCAGAAGAUGAAAUUGGAAGAGCAGAUGGUUCAAAAAUAGCAUCAUCACCCGUGCACAUAAAAUUCUCAUCGAAAAUCGAUCAAGAUCCAGAAUAUAAAUCAAUAUAUCUUGAUUUAUCACGUGAACGACCACUUUAUCGUAAACCACCAUUAUCAUUAAGACCAUCAGUUAUAUUGUCUUCCGGACGGACAAGUGCAAAUGCAAGCAGAAUGAGCUUCCACGAACCAAAACGUCAUCAUGAUCUUGAGCCAACAAGUGAGGUCAGAUCACAAUAUAUAUCAUAUGGUCAAAUACCAAGAGUUGAAACAUUAAGAAUGCCAGCAAAUUUACGUUUAGAGGGAAAUUUAGAUCUUGAACCUGAAUAUAAAAAUGCUUAUUGUUCGAGGCCAAGUCUUAAUGUUUUUAAUGAGCCACGAAUGCAUCGACAUCGUGAACGUAGUCUCAGUGCUUCCAGAAAAAAAGAUAAUUAUUGGGUGAAUAAUAAUAAUAGUGAGCAAUUUGGAAGAAUUAAUGCUGCCGAUGAUCAGGAUGCAUUUCAAAUUUUAAGCACUCGAGUUCACGAAGAGAGCAUUGUAGGAAAACCACCUUCCGGUAGUAGAAGAGGAUCCAGAGCAUCAUUAGUUCCAAGACCCUCAAUAGAUGUUGCAGAUCAUUCUAUUAUGCGAAAUCGAUCGCCAAGUCCAACAUAUCGUCUUCACGUGUGUAAUGUCGAUGUAGAACCAAAGGGUUUUAAUCGACGAAAAAGAUCACCGUCCCUACCGUCUUCCGAGAAGAUAAAUGUCACAACGACGCACGAUAUUGAUGAUAUUGAUGAUUGUCAAAGGCCAUAUUCUCCAAGUUUUGCUAAGGAUUCAAGACGUUACAGUGACAAUAAUCAAGCGUUUGUUGUAUUAGAUCAUGACAUUAAUGACAGUCCUAAAAUAAAUAAUAAUAAUAUUAACAAUAUUAAUAAUGCAAAUGAAACACGUAGAAGAAGAACUGAUAGCAAUUUUACUGUUGAUAGUUUAAGUUCUGUAAUGCCAAGAGGAAGGCCUAGAAAUAAAACACCUCCAAAUUGGAUGCCUCCUUGGUAUGACAGUUCUAGUUCAAUUAUUGAAAAAUAAAUUUCAAAGAAAAAAUAAAAAUUUUUCAUGCGAUAGAAUUUUUUUCUAAAAAUUAAGGUUUUCUGAACAGAAUAAACAAAAAUUUAGUACUACAGGAUCAAUUAAUAUUUCACCUAAACUCUUUACGGACUAUUUUUGGAAAAAUCUUAUAAUUCAUAAUAAUUGUUUUUUAUAUCCGUACAAAAUUAUUUAAUACAAUUUUUGUAUAUUUACAAAUUUUUUUUUUUUUUUUCAUUUAUUAGCAAGUGAAACUUCAAAAGAAGUUUAUUUCAACUGAACAUUAAUUUACAUACAUAAACAUAAUUAUCAUUAAAAGAACAAACUUUCUUUGCAAAUCAAAAAUUUCACACUGCCAUAUAAUAUGGUUUAGAUUUUCAGAUUCAUAGAUUCAUAGCAAUAAUUAAAAUCAACUUAAUUUAAAUCAUAAUUUAAUCAAAUUAAAUCGAAGGGUUUAUUUGUUAUUAAAUAAUUGUCAAAAAUGAAUUGUACGGAUAUCAAAAAUGAUUCUUGCGAAUACACAAGAAUUUUCUAAAAAUAGUACGCAAUGACUUUAGUUGAAAUAUAAUAGACUGACCAGGUGGGUAUAAAUAAAUUAUAGGUAUAUUGUUAAGUUUUAUUAAAAAUUUUAGUCAAAAAAAAAUCAAAAACUUUGGUUUAGUGUGUACCUAAAUUAUUCAUGAAAUUUUUAAAUGAAAUUUUAAUUUCAAGAAAAUUGUUAUGACAUAUUUUAAAUUUAAUUACACGGAGAGAAAAAUUAGGUUGUGUGGACUGGAGACUUAAGUUAAAACUACUUGAGUGACUCAAGUAACGAUGCCUACAGUUAAAGCAAAAUUGGUCGCACGGUAGUUUUGACAGUGCGGUCCCAAAUAGUAUUAAUGUGCCACAUGUGCCAUUAAAAAGUGAUAUUUCCAUUCAUUUAAACAGUUGAGGUUAUUCGUGUAACAAGUAAUAUCAAUAUGUUAAUUUCAAUAGCGAAUUCAAGAAAAAAAUUAUGCCAAUUUAUUUAUUUGUAAAAUAUUUAAAUAAAAAUUUUGCACUUCGAAACUUACAAAUUUGUCAUUUAUCGUAUUCGAAGUGUGUUAUGGUUUGCUGACAAAAUAAUUAAAUACUUAUUAAUGAAUGCGUUCACAAAAGUAAUGUAAAAAACACUGUAAAAAGAAAGGUACUAAUUUAGUACCAAUUUUUGUACUAAACCGUAAUUUGGUUCGAUUUUAAUACCGAAAUCAGCUCUAAUUUAGAACUUUUUUUUAAAGUGAAUAAUUAAUAUACGCUUUAAAUGUUGAAAUACGACUACGCAAUGUCCUAACUUUUUAUUAUAUGUAUAACGAGAAAAGUGUCUAAAACUGAAAAUUCAACACACAACAUAACUUCAAAAAGUGUUUCUUUUUAUUUUUACAUAAUUUUUCAGUUAAUUUUGAAAAACCUUUGGAUUCAGAAUUGCUUAAAAACUAUAUUGUGGACCUUAUUAUUUCCUUUAAAUCAUCAAAAAAAUGUUAAUAUUUGAAAUUUUUUUAAAAAUCAAAUCUAACCUAGAAAAAAUUAAUAAAUAUAAUAUUCUAUUAAUAUGCGUGUGUGAAUAGCGCCACGCUGCCAAGAAAAGCUGAUUGGUCAAACCGUCUGUCGGUAUUAUUUGAGAACAUUAUAGCCUUAACUUGAUAGCCAAGUCAAAUCUACCGUGCUCUCCAGUUACAAAUGCCUUGUUUAAUAAAAUUGGACCAACGACUUGAAACAAAGCAGUUAUCACCUAAUUUUUCUCUCCGUGUAAAGUCCAAUGAAUAGUUUCUUAAAUAUUAAGGGGAGGGACCGCUGAAAUUUCAUUUUUUUUUCAGUUAAUAUUGAGUAUUUAAAACUGUAAUAUACUAUGGGAAAUUGAUAAACAAUUAAUUUAUUAAUAAUUUUUAAAAUAAAACUCGAAAUUUUCAAUAAUUAAAAAUUUAAACUUCUGUCACAAUUUUUAUUAUUUUUCAUUGUUUAUUUUUUAAUACACUUUUUUCAAGAUUCUGAACAAUCAAUCGUAUGGAUUUUGAAAAAAUUCAAUUUUUUCAAAAAUAAAAUUUUUGAAAAAUAUGAAAAAAAAUGUAAAAUUUGUUAAA